This is a messenger RNA of Polistes canadensis, 3303 nucleotides long. It is a transcript of the gene fdl, whose product is annotated as probable beta-hexosaminidase fdl. Gene Ontology annotation, cellular component: membrane. Gene Ontology annotation, molecular function: beta-N-acetylhexosaminidase activity. The transcript is spliced from 8 exons. Bases 490 to 2508 code for a protein of 672 amino acids. NCBI's taxonomy places the organism in Eukaryota, Metazoa, Arthropoda, Insecta, Hymenoptera, Vespidae. The record is from RefSeq and is a predicted model, not a curated record. Gene Ontology annotation, biological process: glycosaminoglycan metabolic process; carbohydrate metabolic process; ganglioside catabolic process.
CGGCAGUAGCAGACAGACGCGAGCGCCAGUCGGGUUGAUCAUCGGUUAACGUUCGGUUAGUUCGUGGAAAGAAACAACAGCAAUUGCAGUAGCAUUGAGAGAAGCAGUGCGGGACUCAAAUCCGGAGCGUGCGCGCGCGUUCACUAUAAUCCUAUACUUUUUCGGAGAAUACUCUCUCUUUCUCUUUCGACAUGGUGGCAGAAGCUUACCGUUACACGCGUGACCUUACUAUUAAAAUCUUUAUACGAUAUUUUAUUUCGGCGUGAAAUAAUAAGUGCCUUUUCGUAUGGUUAAGUGUUACAAGCGUUACACGCACAGUGGAUGGAAGAAAGCGUCAUCGUUUAUCUGGGAACGAGACCGAAGAGAUUUUUCUUCGAAGGACAACGAUCUGACACUACGUAGUCGGUAUUGCAAGGUUAGAUGCAGUACGAAGAAAGGAUUUUGGAUGAAGGAGUUCGUUGAUACACCGAAUACAGUAAAUUAGCGAGAAUGGGGGGUAGCCUGCCAAGCGGAUGGAUGAGGAGGAUUCUCCUCUUCCUCGUUUUGAUAACCGGCGUACUUCUUAUUGCCAUGUACGCGCAUGCACCGCCACUUGCCUCGUUGCAGCCCUUCACGACACGUCGAUUGGAAGAGUUCGAACAGGGAUUGGUAACCUUCUUGGUCGAUAAUGAGAGCAUCAAAAAUCCUGAGGAUCGUCUAUACGAGUACCUUGAUGUCUCAAGGAAAAAGAAUUCUACCGGACGUGAUGAACGGACGGUUUUUCAAAGCCCUUGGUCGUGGGUGUGCGUAGCUGGUCGUUGCGAGAGAAGGGCCGUAAGAUCGUCAAAAAUAUCUUUGGCAACUUGUACAGCCCUUUGUGGUGGUAACACUCGUCUUCUCUGGCCAAGACCUACGGGGAAUGUUGUUUUAGGGGACGAAAGCGUGACAAUGCAUUUGCAACAAAUCGAAUUCGUCACAUUAAAUACUAGCGAUCGUGACGUUAAAACAUUAUUGGAGUACGCCAAAGACGUUUUCUUAGGAAACGUAAGAAGUUUAAUACGAGUGUCAAAUGCCAAAGGUAGAUCAGGAAUCGAUAAUUUUCUGAUAUAUUUGAGUGCCGGCAAUUCGCGGGGGACCAAAUUGACAAUGGACACGGACGAAUCGUACAACCUGGAAUUAUUUUUAAAGGGUAAAAUUUUGGAGGCCCAUAUAACGGGAAAAAGUUAUUAUGGUGUGCGUCACGGAUUGGAAACACUCGGACAAAUGAUUUGGUGGGACGAGACGGGCGAAAGGCAAGGUUCGCUGCGUGUAUUAUCGCGUGCGUUCAUCGAGGACAAGCCAGUAUUUUCAUAUCGUGGUCUACUCGUCGACACAGGGAGACAAUUCUUCGGGAUCGAGCAAUUAAAAAGAUUGAUCGACGGUAUGGCUGCCUCGAAACUGAACACCUUUCAUUGGCACCUAACGGAUUCUCAGAGCUUCCCGUUUGACUCGGUACAGUUUCCGGAAAUGGCCAGGUGGGGUGCUUACAGUGGGGAUCAAGUUUACACGCCUGAUGACGUUAAAGAUCUAGCUGAUUACGCAAGAAUAAGAGGAGUUAGGGUACUCGUUGAGAUAGACUCUCCUGCUCAUGCCGGUGCCGGUUGGCAAUGGGGAGCCGAACACGGUUACGGCGAGCUAGCACUUUGCGUUGACCAACAACCUUGGACGUCAUACUGCGGUGAACCAAACUGCGGUCAGUUAAAUCCGAUAAACGAGCACUCCUAUAGAAUACUCGAAGGUCUCUACAGAGAAUUGUUGGACUUGACCGAAGUUAGGGAUAUCAUUCACCUUGGAGGAGAUGAGGUUAAUCUAGAUUGCUGGGCACAGUAUGGUAAUAUAACUGCAGCAAUGCAGGCACAAAAUAUGACCGAUCAUCAUGCCAUGUGGGCGGAAUUCGAAACGAAAAUGUUGCAACGUUUGGUUAAGGCAAAUCACGACGAGAUACCGAAGGCCGUCAUUUUGUGGAGCUCGCCGCUUACCAAACGUCCAUACAUUACCACUUAUUUCGAUCCCAAGAUACACGUCAUUCAAUCUUGGGGUGGCAGCAAUUGGCUCGAGACGUCUGAUCUUUUGGAAGAUGGUUUUAGGGUUAUAUUGUCCCAUGUAGAUGCUUGGUACUUGGAUUGUGGAUUUGGUAGAUGGAGGGAAACCGGUGAAGCUGCCUGUGGCGAGUAUCGUACAUGGCAAACGGUUUACAAUCACAGACCUUGGAAGGAAUACCAUCAGCAACAGAUUAGUUUAAUUCUUGGCGGGGAAGCUGCAAUUUGGAGCGAACAAAUGGGUCAGGCUUCUUUAGGACCACGAGUAUGGCCAAGGGCGUCGGCUCUCGCUGAAAGAUUAUGGAGCGAUUUACCGAGCAGCGGUUUUUCAACCGACGAAAGCGUGUACACGAGGUUAGCUGCACACGUUGAAGUGUUAACAAGUCGAGGAAUCAAAACUGAAGCCAUGUGGCCACAAUGGUGUUCUCAGAAUCCUGGUAAAUGCCUCUGACCGAUCGUCAGAUGAUUGAUAACGAGCGUUAUUCUAUUUUAUGGAUCGUGGAGAUCGAUUGCUACGAUAGAACGCUAGAAACAAACCAAAACGGAAAGCCAUAAUCUCUUGACGGAACGCUUUAAGCAUCGAGAGACAAGAAAAAAGGGAAAUAAAUUCGGAUGAUGAUGAUUAAGUCUCGAGUGUGUAGAAUUAUCGCUAGAAUUUUGUUAUUAAAAAAAAAAAAAAAAAACUGAGACAUCGAUUAGAAAAGUUUUCAUCGAUGUGAUGAUACUCUCGUGACUGCCAUGAAUCCUCGUGUUUGCGUUUACGAUACUUGCUAUACAUAAGAAUAAGUUAUAAGAAGAAGAAGAAGAAGGAGAAGAUGGUGGUGAUGAUAUGCGAUAGAAAAAUGGCCUCCUAGAAGAUAAGAUAAGAAAGGAAUAAUCGAGAACAGAGACGUUUCUUGAUUGUUCUCUAAAAACAAACACUAUGAAGAAUUCUUCUUCCGGUCGCGCGCGCACUCUUAACGGACCGGUACCUAUAUGAAUUACCUAUCGAACGUCAGGUUAGUCGUUUCAAUUCUACGAUUUUUUUAUAUACAAAAAAUUCUUGGUUGAAUAUUCGAAAGAUUUUGAAGAAAAGAAUAAAAAAAAAAACAAGACGACAAAUAUAUGAAAAAACCUCUAUAGAUAAAACCUUUUGAUCGAUUUUUUAAAUUACUUAUCGGAGAUACUUUAUAUGAGUUAGAACCGAAUGAUAGUGAUUCGUAUUUGUUAAUUAUUUCGUUGUUUUCACGAUAUACCGAGCACAGCA